Molecule: messenger RNA, 1368 nt
Organism: Geosmithia morbida
Lineage: Eukaryota; Fungi; Ascomycota; Sordariomycetes; Hypocreales; Bionectriaceae
Exons: 2
Coding region: 1-1368 (455 amino acids)
Biological process (GO): transcription elongation by RNA polymerase II
Cellular component (GO): Cdc73/Paf1 complex
Molecular function (GO): chromatin binding; RNA polymerase II complex binding
Source: RefSeq, a predicted model, not a curated record
AUGUCGUCGCGUCCCGGCGAGCGCAUGAUCCACCAGGACUUCAUCGCACGCAUUCGCUAUUCCAAUGCCCUACCUCCGCCUCCGAACCCGCCCAAGCUGCUCGACAUCCCCAACACGGGCCUGUCGAGUGGGCAGUACACCAACCCCAGCUUCGCCUCCCGACUGGCCAGGGAGCAGCCUCUGAACAUUGAGGCCGACGCCGAGCUAGGCAUGCCCCUUGACCUGGUGGGCAUGCCAGGCGUAUUCGACGGAGACGAACGAUGUGAGGCACUCCUCCGACCUCUCACGGCGCUGGGCAAGCGUAAGGUCGCUGAGGCCAACGUGUCCUUUCUCCGACGAACCGAGUACAUCUCAUCACUGACGUCGAAGCGCUUCGAGUCGUCCAACCCCCGGGCGAUGCUGACGGGCGUGCGCAAGCCCGCGCGGCGGUCACCAGAGCGCGCCGCCGACUCUCCCCAGGUCAUCAAGCGCAAGAUAGACCGAAGCUUCGAGCUGGCAGGGGAGGAGUUGGACGAGCGGAACCGCAAGCGCGUGCGGCACCCGUCGCGCAAAGACCUGGAGCUGGUGGAGGCGACCCCCCUGCUGCCCGACCUGGAGGCGUUCCCGGAUUCGGGUGCCUUUGUCACCAUCAAGUUUGGCGUCAACCCCGUGCCCAAGAGCGGAGAGUACGACCGCCGGCUGCUCACCUCGCUCUUCAAGCCCAUUGACCGUACCGAGGCCGAGGACGCCGCCUACGAUGCCGCCCUCGAGGCGCACACCCGCGACCCCGAGCGCUUCCCCCGCCCCCAGAACCUCAUGAACUACGACUUCUUCCUGCCCAGCUCCAAGGCCACGGGCACAAACUUCCGACGCAUGUUCGACGUCGAAGACGACCAGCGCGAGGACCCGACCCUGUACACGCACGAGUCCGGAUCAGGAGGCUGCUUCCAGUUCAACCGCGUCCGUGGCUACGAAACCACCCAGGAGACGGAGCUGGAUCACACUACAAAGUACUCCAACGAGGUGCUCCUCGCUCAGAACGACGGUGGGAGCCGCCAAAAGGCAGUCUACUACUACCCGGUCCUGCAGAAGUCUACCAUCCGACCUCAGCGCAUGAAGAACAUUGCCCGCACCAUCGGCUUCCCCGGCGACGACGAGGAGAAGGUUGUCGAGCGCAUGGACGUCACUGUCGAGGACCCCAACGAGGAGAUGCUCGACGCCAUGAAGAAGUACUCGGAGCAUCCGCUUGGCUGGGAGGGUGAUGAGGAGGAGCACGAACAUGACAACGAUGAUGAGGACAAGCAUCUUCGUGGAAACAGUGAGGAGCCCAGAGAGGCCAGUCCAGAAGAGAGCAAGGAUGCAGAGGGUGAAGAUGAGGAUGAGGACUGA